AUGGCGUCAGAGACAUCGGCGGUGUGCGUGGCGGUGCGUGUGCGGCCGCUGAAUGCACGUGAGUCGCCCCUUGAAUGUACGGUGACGGUCCUCAACGAUCACACCAUCACUCUGACAGAUGUUAACAAUGCCACGAUGGGCGCCAGUAGCAGCAAUACCGGCCAGCAGCAUGUCUUUGCAUUCGACAAGAUCUUUUGGAGUGUGCCGCCGCAUGUUUUGCCGCUUUUUCCUUCCGCGGUGGCACUGCCAACCUUCACGCCGCGUUCAUCCAUCGGAGAAACCGCGACUUCAACUAACGUGUCCCGUAGUGCUUCUUUGUUUGGUGCGCCCUCUGCGUGCAGCAGAACCAACAGUUAUAUCGGCAGUCUUUAUGAACCAAUUUCUGCCACGACGUCGCGGGUGCCAUUUAGCGGUUUACCGUGUUUUGCCAACGUGCCAGCCUACGACGACCAGGCCUCCGUGUAUGCCUUCAUUGGCCCGCGCAUGUAUGAGUCGGUUAUGACAGGUUACAACUCAUGCCUCUUUGCCUACGGACAGACGGGAAGUGGCAAGACACACAGUCUGCUGGGGCCACCUGAAUAUGUCUCCCUGCGUUCGGAAGAGCGCGGAAUUAUGCCGCGCCUCUGUGAAGACCUCUUUGAGUUGAUGCGAAAAGAACGUGAGGAGGACGAGUCCAUCUCGUAUAAUGUGGAGUGUAGUUUUUUAGAGAUUUACUGUGAACGGGUCCACGACUUGCUGUUCCAUGGCGGUGGCGGGGGGCGGGACACGGCAGCCGCAGCAGGAGGGGCCGGUGCCGCCCCGUUGCAGUCGCCAUCCGCUUCAUCGCAAUCGUCUUUGCGGAUCCGGCAGCACCCGUCACGUGGGCCGUACGUGGAGGGUCUCUCGCUUGUGAAGGUUCGGGAUGCGGAGGGUGUCAUGAAACAACUGAUGAGCGGUCUGCGUGAACGCGCGACGGCGGAGACGAGAAUGAAUGAAUACAGUAGUCGCAGCCAUGCGAUAUUGCAACUGCACAUCACGCGCGUGGCAGUCGUAAGAGAGGAGGCGGCGGUGGUGACAAAGACGCGGGUCUGCAAAGUCAACAUGGUUGACCUCGCGGGAAGUGAACGGGUAUCGCAGUCUGGUGUCACAGGUGACCGCUUCGAGGAGGCCCGUAACAUCAACUUGUCUCUCACCACACUCGGACGUGUUAUUCUGCAGCUGUCGGAAAAACAAUCUGGUAAACAUGUCAUUCCCGCAUACCGCGAUAGUGUCCUCACCUGGCUGCUAUCCGAUAGUUUGGGUGGAAACAGCAAAACGAUCAUGCUUGCCACCAUUGCGCCCAGUGCGUACUGUUACCAACAGACAAUUAACACACUUCGGUUUGCGGGGGUGACAAAGAAGGUGAUCAACGUUGCCACAGUCAACGAGGACCACCACUUUCAAAAACUUAUUGCGGCCAUGCGGCAGCAAAUUGUGAAGUUGACACUGCAGUUAGAGAAGGGGAAAGCGGCAGAGGUACACCGCGAGGAAAUUCAGGCGUUCCGUCGUGAAAGGGAUGAACUUGAGGCACAGAUAGAUUCUAUGCGGGCAACAAUGUCGACGAUGGUGCCAGCAACGGAGGUGGCAACACUUCAGCGACGCAUUACGGAUCUUGAGGAGGACAAUGCGCAGCUUCAAAAGGAGAAGAAUCAGGUUCAACGACAACUUGUCUCCACCACAACGGCGCUUCGUGAAGAAUUGGCCCAAAAACGAGGGGAAAUUAUGAAACUACAUGAAGCACUUCUGCGUAAAGAUGGCGAGCUGCAAGAAUCGCUCCGGCGUUACCGUGAGGAGACGGUGAGGCGUGAGACGUCUUCACAACAAAUAGAGCAGCAACAGCAUGUGGCGAGUAGUUC
Messenger RNA from Trypanosoma cruzi, 1874 nucleotides. Its product is annotated as kinesin, putative. Gene Ontology annotation, biological process: microtubule-based movement. The transcript has a single exon. The record is from RefSeq and is a predicted model, not a curated record. Gene Ontology annotation, molecular function: microtubule binding; microtubule motor activity; ATP hydrolysis activity. Gene Ontology annotation, cellular component: kinesin complex; microtubule. NCBI's taxonomy places the organism in Eukaryota, Euglenozoa, Kinetoplastea, Trypanosomatida, Trypanosomatidae. The annotation marks the transcript as partial.